AUGUAACAAUGGUAAUUCAACUUAUCGACCGCCGCCAUAUAUAGCCUUUCGAUUCCUAACGUCUAUAGAAUCGUUUUAUGAUUCUUUACCUCAAUUUGUGUUAACACAUGUAAGACUCAUUUGUCGAUUGUAAUUUACGGUCGUGUGUAUUCUGGUAUUCCGUUUUAUCAACAAACUAUUCUUAAUUAAAUUACUAUGGAAAAGAAUGACAAAAAAUCAGCUGUUUCGAAACAGAAAAAAGAAAAUAAACUGUUAGCUAUGGAAACAAAGGAGAUUGAAGAGAGACUGAAGCUUCUUAAAUCGACUCUUUAUUCAGAACUAACCAAGACAAAUAAACUCAAUUCUUCUCUACCGAUUUGGGAAGGCAGUUGUCCAACGUCUUCAAUCGAAAAAAAGAAAAGAGAUGCACUAGUUGACAUCAGUGGACUUAGAUUCAAACCUUUGAAGCACAGUCCAACUUCUGAAAUCAAAAGCCUUGAUACAUAUGGUAGUUUCAUCCGAAAAAUAAAUGAAGGCAUAGAACUUACGCCAGUAAAUCCUAUCACUACUCAUCAGUCUAUGUGUGGACAGUGUGAAGACAAAAACGCUGUUGUUAUGUGCCAGGAGUGUAGUGAAUACUAUUGUGCUAAAUGUUUUGCAGUGUUUCAUUUGAAAGGAGCGCUAAGACGUCACCAUUCGUUGCCUGUCUCGACUCGUAGCUUGCGGCCUGAGUUACGUCCUUGUAAAGAAACUGGUGGUAUUAACAAAACACAAGAAUUCAAAGAGUUAAUCAGUAAAGGAUGUCAAAGUUCCUUCGGUAUUGAGACUAAAUCAAAUUCAGCUUUACAAACUGAAGCAUUAAGUGAUCCCGAUCAAUAUGAUCCGUAUACUAAAACACAACUAACAGCAAAACAAUCUUUAGCCACGGUCAGUCAUAUAACCUCAACAAUAUGUAAGACAUCUGCUCCAGUAGAAAUAUAUUUCACGCCAAGUAUAACUUACGCAGAAAAAUUAUUGCUUCGUUUGCAUCGGAAUUCUAAGCUUCAGCAAUCAAUAGGACAAGACAGCGUAAAUAGUCAAAAAGCAUCGGAAGGGACUUUCUUGCCAAAUCUAAGUAUGGAAGAACAAGGGAAAAACCAAGAAGAAGUAAUGGAGAAUUUUGCAUUAAAUAGGAAUUCAUUUGAUGAAUUACAUAAAUUGGCUACAACACGAAUGCUACUGUACAAUAAUAAUCCACAUAUUUUCUCGCAUUCUAAAUUAGACUCAGAAAGGCCUAUUGAUCAAACAAAUAAAAUAAUGUAUCCAAUUAUUGGUGAAUCGAAUGAAAAUUAUUCAAGUAUACCCUUUUUUAACAAAUCACUGUGUAACUUGACUAAACAAAAGGAAAAUACUGACCAAAUUCACAAAGGACAAUGUUCACAGUGGGUAUCACAAUGCUUUUAGGAUUAAUGAUGAAGAUGAUUGUAUCAAGGAAAUUUAUGAGCAUAAUAAAAUUAUAGGUUCAUUAAAUAAUAAACAAAAUAUAUGGCUCCCAAUGCAGUCACUAAUUAAUCCUGAUUCUAAUAUAAUACAUCAAAUCAAUAAAACAAUCUUAGGAAACUUGACUUUGGUUUUAGAUGAACAAUCACUGAACACCAUCGACCUACAAGACAGCUUUAUAGACGAUUCAAGAAUGAAGUAAAUUAAUUCAAAAUCAGCCGUAUAUAAUAAAAAAUUUAGACAACUUUUAGUUUCUUCUUAUGUAUAAGAAAGCAGCUUAUUCAGCUUUCAUCAAUAAAUUGCUUUUUAUUUAUUUUA
Molecule: messenger RNA, 1776 nt
Organism: Schistosoma spindalis
Lineage: Eukaryota; Metazoa; Platyhelminthes; Trematoda; Strigeidida; Schistosomatidae
Source: the annotation of a GenBank genome assembly